Messenger RNA from Neogale vison (American mink), 1446 nucleotides. It is a transcript of the gene TTLL2, whose product is annotated as tubulin tyrosine ligase like 2. The record is from RefSeq and is a predicted model, not a curated record. Lineage: Eukaryota; Metazoa; Chordata; Mammalia; Carnivora; Mustelidae. Gene Ontology annotation, cellular component: cilium. Gene Ontology annotation, molecular function: tubulin-glutamic acid ligase activity; tubulin binding. Gene Ontology annotation, biological process: protein polyglutamylation; microtubule cytoskeleton organization.
AUGGCAGAGGACAGAGCUCCAGGACCCGCCGGGAAGCCGCGGGUGGUGCAGAGCGUCCUGCUGGAGCGGGGGUGGGAGAAGUUCGAGCAGGGAGGGCAGGACGGGGAAGACUGGAACCUGUACUGGAGGGCCUCCGCCUUCCACAUGGCCGAGCACGCCAACAUCACACCCUGGCAACGUCUCAACCACCACCCGGGCACCACCAGGCUCACCAGGAAGGACCACCUGGCCAGACACCUGCGGCACAUGAGGAAGACGUACGGCGCGGCCCUGGAUGAGAUCACCCCUCUGACGUUCAUGAUGCACAAGGACUGCAGCAAGUUCGUGGCCGAGUACUUCAGGGAGAAGCCGGGGCGGCCGCGGAGCUGCUGGAUCUGCAAGCCGGCAGGGCGCUCCCGCGAGGGCAUCCUCCUCUUCAGGGACAUCAAAGACUUAGUCUUCGACGACACCUACGUCGUGCAGAAAUACAUCUGCCACCCUCUGCUCGUGGGCAGGUACAAAUGCGACCUCCGCGUCUCCGCGUGUGUCACCGGCUUUCAGCCUCUGACCAUUUACCUCUACCAGGAGGGGUCAGCGCGGUUCGCCACGGAGAAGUUCGACCUCGGGAGCCUGCGGAACAGCCACGCGCAUCUGACCAACAGCAGCAUCGGUAAGUGCGGGGCCUCGUCCGUGAAGGUCAGGGAAGUGGUCGGCCAUGGCUGCAAGUGCCUGAGCAGGUUCUCCUCCUUCCUCCGCAGCUGGGACGUGGACGACCCGCUCCUGUGGCAGAUCAGCCACGUGGAGAUUCUCCCGGUGCUGCCCAUUGCGCCCUCGGUGCCCGUCGCCACCAACUGCUCUGAGCUCUUUAGCUUUGAUAUUUUGGUCGACAACAACUUGAAACCGUGGCUUCUGGAGGUCAGCUUCAGCCCCGCCCUGUCCAUAGACUGCUCAGCGGACACAUCCGUGAAGAGGAAACUUAUGCAUGACACCAUGGAGCUGAUUUACUUACGCGGUCGAAGAAACGUGAGGGCAGACGGCAAGCUGCACGCAGGCGGACUCAGCAAGCCUGGCAGUGUGCGCCCCUCGGAGUCCGUCUUCCAGCGGACGGGUAGAACUUUGAAGGAUGAAUCUGCUGUGAAGAAAGCCCUAAAAAUAUGCCCUGAAAAUAAACAUGCGUCCCAGCCGAGGGAAAUGGCAAGCGGGCAGAAGGACCUGCUCCUGUCCACAAAAGCCCCCAGGACGAAGCCAGAGCUAACGUGUAGACACUCGACCUCUCAUAAGACACUCCUUCCGUUCAUGUCGCUCAUUCAGUCGUGCGUGGGCCAGACCAGCGUCCCCUGCGUCCCCUCGGACAGCAGCAGGGUGCCGGGUCUCCAGGCACGGAAUUUUGUGCUAUUUCCUUUCAAUGAAGCGACUUUCGGAGCAUCUAGGAACGGAUUAAAUGUCAGAAGAAUAAUCCAAGAAUAA